CCUCCCGGCCCCCCCAGAGCACCAGCAGCCAUUUCAUCUCCGGCUCCAAGUAGGCGCAAAAAAUGGCAGAAAUGGAGAAAGAAGGGAGACCUCCCGAAAAUAAAAGGAGCAGGAAGCCGGCGCACCCGGUGAAGCGGGAGAUCAACGAGGAGAUGAAGAACUUCGCAGAAAACACUAUGAAUGAGCUCCUUGGCUGGUAUGGUUAUGAUAAGGUUGAACUGAAAGAUGGAGAAGAUAUUGAAUUCAGGAACUACUCUGCAGAUGGGGAAAGCCGCCAGCACAUUUCUGUUCUCAAAGAAAAUUCUUUGCCAAAACCAAAAUUACCUGAGGACAGUGUUAUUUCACCAUACAAUAUAAACACAAGCUACCCAGGGCUUGCCACGGGAAAUGGACUUUCAGACUCACCAGCAGGGUCAAAGGAUCACGGGAAUGUACCUAUUAUUGUCCCAUUAAUUCCGCCACCUUUCAUAAAGCCACCAGCAGAAGAUGAUGUGUCAAAUGUACAAAUAAUGUGUGCCUGGUGCCAGAAAGUUGGAAUCAAGCGCUAUUCCCUGAGUAUGGGAAGUGAAGUGAAAUGCUUCUGCAGCGAGAAGUGCUUUGCAGCUUGCCGAAGAGCAUAUUUCAAGAGAAACAAGGCUAGAGAUGAAGAUGGACAUGCUGAAAAUUUUCCCCAGCAGCACUAUGCUAAGGAAACUCCAAGACUUGCCUUCAAGAAUAACUGCGAACUACUUGUAUGUGACUGGUGUAAGCACAUAAGACACACAAAAGAGUAUCUGGAUUUUGGGGACGGGGAAAGAAGGCUUCAGUUCUGCAGUGCAAAAUGUCUCAAUCAGUACAAAAUGGACAUUUUCUACAAAGAGACACAGGCCAAUCUUCCAGCUGGACUGUGCAGUACAUUACAUCCUCCAGUUGAAAAUAAAGCAGAAGGCACUGGAGUACAGCUGCUGACUCCAGAUUCUUGGAAUAUACCGCUAGCAGAUGCUCGGAGAAAAGCUCCAUCCCCAGCGUCUGCAGCUGGCCAAAUUCAAGGUCCUGGACCAUCAGCGUCUACCACUGCCUCUCCGUCUGACACUGCCAACUGCUCUGUCACUAAAAUCCCCACGCCAGUUCCCAAACCUAUUCCCAUCAGUGAGAAUCCAAAUAUUCCACCAGUUUCUGUCCAGCCACCUGCUAGCAUUGUGCCUCCAAUUGGUGUCCCACCUCGCAGUCCUCCCAUGGUAAUGACAAACCGUGGGCCAGUUCCGCUGCCCAUAUUCAUGGAGCAGCAAAUUAUGCAGCAAAUCCGUCCGCCAUUUAUUCGUGGGCCGCCUCACCAUGCCUCAAAUCCUAACAGCCCUCUGUCAAAUCCAAUGAUCCCUGGAAUCGGUCCACCACCAGGUGGCCCCAGAAAUAUGGGUCCCACCUCCAGCCCCAUGCACAGGCCAAUGCUUUCCCCUCACAUCCACCCCCCCACGACACCGACCAUGCCUGGGAACCCUCCAGGCUUGCUGCCGCCCCCUCCUCCUGGAGCCCCUUUGCCCAGUCUUCCCUUUCCCCCUGUCAGCAUGAUGCCAAAUGGUCCUAUGCCUAUGCCACAGAUGAUGAACUUUGGGCUGCCAUCCCUUGCCCCUCUGGUGCCACCCCCAACUCUAUUAGUGCCAUAUCCUGUCAUUGUCCCUUUGCCCGUCCCCAUCCCCAUUCCCAUCCCUAUCCCUCACAUCAACGAUUCCAAGCCCCCCAGCGGUUUCUCCAGCAACGGUGAAAACUUCAUUCCGAGUAACUCCAGCGAGACGCCUGGAGCAAAGCCACCCAAUAGCUCUUCGUCCCCUCGAGAGUCAAAACAAGGAUCGUCCAAACCCUCCGACUCCUCUCCGAGCUGCUCAGGCCAGUCCCUAAAUCAAGCUCAAGUGCUUCAGGAGCACGGUAAAAAUGAAGUUGUUGACUUGACUGUCAGACCUAGUAGUCCUGUGAACAGUAAGUUUGGUUUCCCCAGUGUGCUACAGGGUCCGCAGGAUGGUGUGAUCGACCUAACGGUGGGCCACCGGUCUAGGCUGCACAAUGUCAUCCACAGGGCUCUACAUGCCCAAGUGAAAGUCGAGCGUGAGCCUAGCAGUGUUGUAAAUUUGGCUUUCGGUAGCUCAGACAAAAGGAACUGCAGCGACUGCAGGGACAAUUGCAGCCCAAUUGACUCAAAAACAUUACCAUGCGGUGACGCAGCCCACUGCUGCCCUGUCUCCUUGGCCUCCGGCACACCGGGACUGGAAGCCGGAGCAGCUGUGUGCAAUGUCAUUGUGAAUGGCACAAAGAGCACAGAGGGUUCCAAGAACCCGGAGCCACCCCAGGACCUGAAAAAGCCACAGCCCCCAGAGGAGUUGGCGGUGAGCGAGCUGGAGUCUGUGAAGGAGAAUAACUGCGCAUCGAACUGCCACCUCGAGGGAGACACUGGCAAGAAGGCUGGGGAAGAGCCCCUUGCCGGAGGAGACAAGCAGGACCCCAACCUCAACAAUCCGGCAGACGAGGACCAUGCGUAUGCUUUGCGGAUGCUGCCCAAGACAGGUUGCGUGAUCCAGCCUGUGCCAAAACCAGCAGAAAAGACUGCUAUCGCGCCGUGUAUUAUGUCAACGCCAAUCCUCAGCACAGGGCCAGAGGAUCUGGAGCCACCAUUGAAAAGGAGGUGUCUCCGAAUUCGAAAUCAGAAUAAGUAAAGGAACGCUCGCCAACAGGGUACCUUGCAUGGAGAAAGGGAGCAGAGCAAACCACAUCGCUCCAUCCAACGACACCAGCUGGUCCGCUCACCACCCCUCUGGCUAAAAGUCAAGCAAAUAAAGCAGCUUCCCAUCACGAAGUCCCUCUGAGGAAGCCUCAGUCCCACGGGUGCCUUUGACCCAGAAGACAGCACAUCAUGGACCCACACAGUGUGCUCAGCAUUCCCGCGACCGCCCCUCUUCUCCUCCAAGGAACGCUUUCUCCUCUUGGUUUCUUGCUGUGGGGAUUUUUCACCCUGGUUUCAAAAACCACAUGGACCAACGUAGGUACUUUUUCCCUCCCUGACUUCAAAGUUCAGAUAUUUGAGACUGGACAGUGAUAUGGAUUUUUUUUUUUUCCUUUUUUUUUUUUUUUUUCUUCGAAAAACUGCUGUGGUUUUGCUGCUACACUAAGAAUCGUGAUUUGCAUUGUAUGGUUUUGGACCUAUUCAAGUUUUGAUGGGGGAAAGGGGUAAUACUGGAGUAGCAACGCUUCAGAGUCAUCUCUGUCCUACCCACGAUGCACUUUUAAAUGAAGAGGUAGAAUAUUUUAUUGGCUAAUAUACUUUCCUUGUUAUUUUUACAAAGGCCACCUUUAUCCUUUCUAAUGCCAUAUUUUCAGUGUUACACUUUUAUGGCUUUUAAUUUUUGAUUUGACAGAUGUAAGAAGCAGCAUGAAUAGUUUAUACUGUGGUUUUUCAGAGACUGAAUGCCAAGAGAACUCAGUAAAUGUUUAUUCUUCUCAGCUUUCUCUUUAAAUUCCCCUAAAUAGCGCCCCAUUUGGGAACAGAGCAAGAGUGUUGAACUAAAGACCAAAAUUCCCUCAAGGUGUAAAAUAAUCUGAGGGGAAUAUUUGCUGGGCGUCACGAAAGACUCGGAUGAAAUUUCAACCCUGAUGGUUUUCAGUGAUCCAGGAAGGCAGUGAGACAAUCUCUCCAUAUGCAUAGCCCUUUCAUGAUAAUUAGAAUGGUAUGGACAAACCAAUGAAAACAAGGGUAAAGUGAGAAAGAUCCCUCAUGAUUCUGUUUCACUGUUUGCUUUCUCCUGUCAUGGUUAAGAGAAAUGUGCAAUUCGAUCCUCAAUCAGUGGGUGGAGGAUAACAGGGUAGAAUUUACUUGUGUGCACUUGUACAGUCGUAGCCAAGAGUCCAAAAGUACACUAGAGCAUGUUAUACUGGCACUGAAUUGGUAAGAGAGUCGUGGAGUAUCCCAUUCUGACAAAUACAAAAAAAAAAAACAACAAAACA
Messenger RNA from Lagopus muta (rock ptarmigan), 3969 nucleotides. It is a transcript of the gene SOBP, whose product is annotated as sine oculis binding protein homolog. Gene Ontology annotation, biological process: animal organ development. Lineage: Eukaryota; Metazoa; Chordata; Aves; Galliformes; Phasianidae. The transcript has 7 exons. The record is from RefSeq and is a predicted model, not a curated record. Bases 63 to 2684 code for a protein of 873 amino acids. Gene Ontology annotation, cellular component: nucleus.